Daucus carota subsp. sativus is the source of this 5023-nucleotide messenger RNA. Its product is annotated as protein transport protein SEC16B homolog. The record is from RefSeq and is a predicted model, not a curated record. The transcript is spliced from 13 exons. The coding region runs from base 139 to 4617 and encodes 1492 amino acids. Gene Ontology annotation, cellular component: endoplasmic reticulum exit site; ER to Golgi transport vesicle membrane. Gene Ontology annotation, biological process: autophagy; COPII vesicle coat assembly; Golgi organization. NCBI's taxonomy places the organism in Eukaryota, Viridiplantae, Streptophyta, Magnoliopsida, Apiales, Apiaceae.
GGUGGUGAAAGUUUUGAUCUUUGGGGAGUUGGGGUGGUUUUGGGGGUUCGUAUUCGAUUUCGAGGUUGUGGAGUUUUGGUUUUGAGGGAAUUGGGGUGGUUGGAUUGUGAUUGAUUGUUGGUGUUAGGGUUUGUUGUGAUGGCUAGCAAUCCUCCAUUUGUGGUGGAGGAUACUGAUGAGGAUUUCUUUGAUAAAUUAGUGGAUGAUGAUGAUGAUUUUGAUGUUAAUGUUGCAUCGUCAUCGUCAGUUUCGAGAGUAGGUGAUGGUAAUUUGAGGAUAGGAGAUGAUUUAGGCGGUGAAAAUGGGAGUGGGGAUUUUGAUGGGAGUAUAGGAGAUGAUUUAGGUGGUUUAAAUGGGAGUGGGGGGUUUGAUCGGUUUGUGAAAGCCGCGUCAUUGAUUUCUCCUGGGGUGUCUGUUGGGGAGUUUAAAGAAGUGAAGAGUGGUGCGCCAGUGAUUUCUCCGGUGGUGUCAGCUGGGGAGUUUAAAGAAGAGAAAAGUAGUGUGCCAGUAAUUUCUCCGGUGGUGUCUGUUAGGGAGUUUAAAGAAGAGAAGAGUAAUGUGCCAGUGAUUUCUCCGGUGGUGUCCAUUGGGGAGUUUAAAGAAGAGAAGAGAAGUGUGCCGGUAUCAACACUUUUGGAUGGAUCGGAUAAUGUGUUUGAAUCGGAUAAAGGCCUGGUGAAAAGUAGUUUGGAUUUUGAUGAUUCUGGUAGUGGCACCAAAGGGACAGUAAUGACAUUGGAUUCAACAAGUAAUCCCGGUGGAAAGGGAAGUUCGGGUAUCAAAGAGGUGCAGUGGAGUGAUUUUAAUUCAGAUGCGCUGCAGAAUGGUGGUACUGGUUUAGAGCCAUAUUCAGAUAUCUUUGGUGAAUUUGGAGGUGUGAAAACCGGGGAGAUUUUUAAUAGUGAAGCGAAUGUUAUAUAUGGUAAUGAAGAACAUAAAUCUGCAUAUACGGAUGAUAAUCUUAAUUACUCUCAAUAUCAAGAUGACCAAGUCAACUCCGCCGAACCUGUAUAUAGUGCUGAUGGACAGGAUAUGAAUAGUACCGAGUAUUGGGAAAGUCUAUAUCCAGGGUGGAAGUAUGACCAGAAUACAGGUCAAUGGUAUCAAGUUGACGGUUAUGAUGCAAACACAAGGGUUGAAGGGAGCUUUGACACUACAGUUCCUAGUGAAACAUCAGAGGUUGCUUAUCUGCAACAAACGUCUCAGUCUAGUGUGGGGACAGUAUCUCAAAGCGGUACGAUUGAGAGUGUUACUAACUGGAAUCAGACUUCCCAUGUGGGAGAUGCCACCGAAAUGGCGUCUAAUUGGAAUCAGGUAGCUCAAACAGUCAGCAGUGCUGAGAGUGUAUCAAAUUGGGAUCAGGUCCCAUCAACCAGUAAUGGGUAUCCUUCCCAUAUGUAUUUUGAUCCCCAGUAUCCUGGUUGGUAUUAUGACACUGUUACUCAAGAAUGGUGCUCCUUGGACACGUACAUAUCAUCUACUCAGUCGGCUACUCAGUCUGAAAACCUUUUGAAUCAAAAUGGUUAUGCUUCAACUGUUACUUCCCAGGGAAUUAAUGAGAAUCUGGGCGUAUAUGGGCAAGCUGGUCAUUAUGGAUCCGGAGGAUAUAGUAACCAAGGUCAAGAGUAUAACUGGCCUGGGUCUUCCACUAAUUUCAACCAGCAGGAUUUGAACAUGUGGCAACCGAAUUCUGCUACUUCAAGUUACAGAGGAUACCAACAGUUAGAGAAUCAGUAUGACCAAAAGACUUCUGUAAGCAACCAUAUUAGUCAGCAAAGUUCGUAUCAGUAUGAAGGAACAGUCCCAUAUGGUGAGAGAGCAAGUCAGAGUCAUAAUGAGUUUUCAAAUACAUUAAGGAACCAAAGCUUUGUUACUGAUGAAAACUAUACUCAGCAAUAUAAUCAGCCACAAACUAUGAAAGAUGAACGUAUGAAUACCUCAAGUAAUUACUAUGGUAAUCAGAAUGUGGCAAGCUAUACUCAGCAACAGUAUCAGAGUUAUGCUCCGGCUGUGGGGAGAUCGUCAGAUGGACGUCCCGCACAUGCUCUAGUUUCUUUUGGCUUUGGAGGCAAACUUAUUAUCCUGAAAGAUAACAACAAUACACUCGGAAAUUCAUCCUAUGGAGGACAGGUUCCUUCAGGAGGAUCGAUAUCUGUUCUCAACUUGAUGGAAGUUGUUAGUGAAAGGCCUGACUCUUCAAACACCAGACCAGGUGUCUGUGAUUACUUUAAUAGUCUCUGCAGACAGUCGAUUCCUGGCCCGCUGACCGGUGGGAAUGUUAGUGCUAAAGAGUUGUAUAGAUGGACUGAUGAAAGAAUUGCAAACUGCCAAUCUCCUGAUAUUGAUUAUAGGAAAGGAGAAGUUUUGCGGUUACUUCUCUCAUUACUAAAAAUAGCUCUUAUGCACUAUGGGAAGCUUCGUUCUGCUUUUGGCACGGACACGGUGUUGAAGGGAACCGAUGCUCCAGAAUCAGCAGUUGCUAGACUCUUUGCGGCUGCAAAAGGAAAUGGUUCAGACAGCAGCAAUUACGGUGCUAUUGCACACUGCUUGCAGAACUUGCCUUCUGAAGGACAGAUGCGGGCAACAGCCGCAGAGGUCCAAACUCUUCUAGUUUCUGGUAGAAAGAAAGAUGCUUUGUUUUGUGCACAAAAAGGACAGUUGUGGGGGCCUGCACUUGUGCUUGCUGCACAACUUGGCGAUCAGUUCUAUGUUGAUACUGUGAAGCAAAUGGCACUCCACCAGCUAAUACCAGGUUCACCUUUACGUACAUUAUGCCUACUCAUUGCUGGCCAACCAGCAGAGGUAUUUUCUGUAAACAGUACAACUGAUGGCAAUAUCUCCAAUGCUACAAAUGUAUCUCCAUUGCCAGCUCAGCUUGGUGCUAAUGGAAUGCUUGAUGACUGGGAAGAGAAUUUGGCUGUGAUAACUGCAAAUAGAACUAAAGAUGACGAACUUGUCCUUAUUCAUCUUGGAGAUUGCUUGUGGAAAGAAAGAAGUGAAAUAGUUGCUGCCCAUAUAUGCUACUUAGUUGCAGAAGCAAACUUUGAGCCAUAUUCAGACAGUGCAAGACUUUGUCUUGUUGGUGCAGAUCAUUUCAAAUUCCCAAGAACGUAUGCUAGUCCAGAAGCUAUUCAGCGGACGGAGAUUUAUGAAUACUCAAAAUUGCUUGGGAACUCCCAGUUUUUACUGCUGCCAUUUCAACCAUAUAAGCUUGUAUAUGCACACAUGUUGGCUGAAGUGGGAAGAGUAUCAGAUUCGUAUAAGUACUGUCAAGCAGUAUCGAAAUCUCUGAAAACUGGUCGAGCACCCGAAGUAGAGACAUGGAGACAGUUAGCAUCAUCUCUCGAAGAAAGGAUAAAAACUCACCAACAGGGUGGUUUCUCAACAAACUUGGCUCCUGCAAAAUUAGUAGGCAAACUGCUUAAUUUGUUUGAUAGCACGGCUCAUCGUGUUGUUGGGAGUCUACCACCUCCUGCACCAUUGACCACAGCUGGUAGUGUGCAAGGCAAUGAACGUUAUAAUCAAUCCUUAGGUCCUAGGGUUUCGGCAAGUCAAUCAACUAUGGCAAUGUCAUCGUUGAUUCCUUCGGCAUCUAUGGAGCCUAUAAGUGAAUGGACUGCUGAUGGCAAUAGAAGGACAAUGCACAACAGAAGUGCAUCAGAGCCAGAUUUCAGUAGAACUCCUAGACAGGACCAGAAUGACUCAUCGAAAGAAGCAUCAUCUGCACAAGGCAAAGCAUCAGUUUCUGGAGGGACAUCUCGAUUUGGUCGCUUUGGCUUUGGUUCACAGUUAUUAACAAAAAUACUGAAGCCGCGGCAAGACAAACAGGCCAAAUUGGGUGAGACAAAUAAGUUCUAUUAUGAUGAGAAACUUAAGAGAUGGGUAGAGGACGGCGUCGACCCGCCAGCAGAGGAAGCAGCCCUGCCACCACCACCUACUACUGCAACCUUUCCGAAUGGAACAUCAGAUUACAACCUAAAUAGUGCAUUGAAAAGUGAAGGGUUCCGGAGUAAUGGAAGCCCGGAACAAAAAAGCCCCGGUCCGGUACAUAGUUCAGGAAUCCCACCAAUUCCACACACAUCAAACCAAUUUUCAUCGCGCGGACGAAUGGGAGUUAGAUCAAGGUAUGUGGACACCUUUAACAAGGGUGGUGGAAACCAGACAAACAUGUUCCAGUCGCCAUCUGUGCCUUCAGCCAAGCCCAAAAGCAAUGCCAACCCAAAAUUUUUUGUUCCUGCACCAGUAUCUGGACAGAUGCUAGAGGCUGCUGCAGAUGGCAACCAAGAAACCACAUCAGGUGAUUUAUCAUCCAUAAGUAACAUGGUUCAGUCUGCCCCGUCAUCAGCAGCGAACAUGCAAAGAUUUGCAAGUAUGGAUGACAUCUCAAAUAAGGGAACAACUCCUGGCACCACUAAUGGCUCCCACUCCCGAAGAACAGUGUCAUGGGGUGGCAGCAUUGGGGAAUCAUUUAGUCCUCCCAGUAAUGAUGAUAUAAAACCUCUUGGAGAGGUAUUGGGAAUACCUCCAUCGUCGUUUAUGCCUAAUGGUCCUGCCUUAACGCCCUCAUCAUCAAAUGGCGGAAGCUAUGGGGAUGAUCUUCAUGAAGUGGAACUUUGAGACAUUAGGAUGUAUAUAUCUUGUGUUGCUCCUCCUCGCAAAUGUGCAAUUUCCAGCUCGACAUCGCAUAAGGUAGAUGGUGUAAAGCCUUGAAACUGCAGAGGAGCUUGACAAGAAAUUUUUGGUUAUUUAUUACUCUGUUGUAAUACUUCAUAUGGCCUAGUUCUUUCUUGUAUGUCUAGAAAUUGGGUUUGUUAUUAUUUAAUAGUAUAUGAACAUCAUCAGAUGCUUGAGGAAUCUGAUGGUUAUACACUAUAGCAAAGGUAGCUCACUGCUGUACAGUUCAUUUUUUUAUAUAUUGAAGUGAGGAUUAUCCCAUGCAAAAGUCAAGAAAGCAGGAAUUCUUUGGGAAACUUCACAGGAAAAAACAAAAUGUAUACUUUCAGAAAAUAAGAAUUUUCUUCUC